CUAUAUUUAUUGUUUAUGGCUCCGAAAUCUGAAAAUGUCCAAAUGUAAACAAUCUAAUUGUUGUAUGCAGAAACUACAGAAAUAGCUAUAAACGUGAUUAUUCAGAUUAUUGUGCGACAUUUGAUAAGGUACCUAUUAAAUACUAUACACUUGUAUAUAGUAUUUUGUAUCUUAUACCUAUUAAGGUGUAAUUUCUAUACGGAAGUACGCCGACUGCUGGACAACAGAUCGAUAUUUUAUCUACAUGCAUAAUUCAUAAAUACUGGACCUUCUAAGUUUUUAUCUCUAUUUAACACAAUAACUACAGUCAUAAACAUGGAAAAUUUACGCAAUGAAGUCAUUAUAAAAGUUAAAGAAGCAAUACGAGCAAAACUCAAAGAAAUGAAUGCAAAUAGCAGUGAUGAGAUAAUUGAUUAUAUUAUGUUGUUAGUUACUACUAAAAAAUCUAGCUCUGAGUUGGCUAAAAGUAUUGAUUUUGUAAUGGAGAAUAAUACAACUGUUUUUGUGAAAUGGUUGUCAACAAUUAUUAAAAAAUUACAACAAGUAACUGUUAGUACAACAAAACAAAUUGUAUCAGAUAAUUUUCAAACACCUGAAGAAAGUAUAACGACCAAUAGAAAAAAUGAAAAUGAUAAUAUUUUAUUAUGUGAAACUAAUGAUAUAAAGUUGGAUAAUACAGAUGAAGUAAAAGAAGAACUUAAUUUAAGUGUUGAUGAUAGAAAUAUAGAAAAAUCUAAUCCAGAAAAGCAUAACAAUUAUUUACCUGAAUUAAAUGUAUCUAAGUCGGACAAGUGUGAUGAGAAUAUAAUAUCUUCAGCAUCAGACAAAGUAAAACCAAAAAUAUGUUUCUCAUCGAUAGAAGCUACUAAGACUAAACAUAACAUACUAAUUAAUAAAAAAGACAUUGCUAUAAAACCUAUACAAAAAAUCCAUCCUACUAUUUGUAUUAAUUCUGAUGUAUCAAAACAAAAUAAUAUCAAUCAUAAUGAAACAGUUGAUGGUAAACGAAAGAGACCUCGAAUAUCUAUAAACAGUGACAAUGAAGAUGAGAAAACUUUCAUGUCUAAACUUCCUAUUACUACUAAUGAAACAAUCAAACAUAUUGCAAAAGAGUUACCAAAAAAAAUUAACAAAAAAACCAUGUCUCAAGUUAUAGUUGUUAAUACUUAUUCCAAUAAUAAUUUCAAUGAAACUAGAAAGAAACUAAAUAUGCAUGAUUUAAUUGUACAACGAGUUGAUCAUCAGCGUGGUGCUUUGGCUUUGGAUACUGCAUUCAAGUACAUUCAGCAACAAAUUGGUGCAACAGAAAAAGAAAUUGCGGUUAUAAAAAAAUGGAGGGAUUAUGCUGUAGAUAUGUUACGUCCCAGCAAGAAUCAAUAAAAUUUUAUUCGAGAUAUUUUAUUAAAUGUAUUUUUUUAAUGAUAAAUUAUUUUUUCAUUGAAAAUAAUUGUUUCCAACAUUAGUUUAAAAGUACCUAUUUGAAUUUUAAAA
Molecule: messenger RNA, 1491 nt
Organism: Rhopalosiphum maidis (corn leaf aphid)
Lineage: Eukaryota; Metazoa; Arthropoda; Insecta; Hemiptera; Aphididae
Exons: 7
Coding region: 316-1380 (354 amino acids)
Source: RefSeq, a predicted model, not a curated record